Molecule: messenger RNA, 1964 nt
Organism: Pseudonaja textilis
Lineage: Eukaryota; Metazoa; Chordata; Lepidosauria; Squamata; Elapidae
Gene: CISD3
Product: CDGSH iron sulfur domain 3
Cellular component (GO): mitochondrion
Molecular function (GO): 2 iron, 2 sulfur cluster binding
Source: RefSeq, a predicted model, not a curated record
CCCACCCACCCCCGCUGCUCCCUGGCGCGCGGAUGCGGCGCGCGGCCGCGAAGGUGACCCGGGUGGCGGGCAGAACUUGUUUUGCCAACCAUGCCCGGGCUGCAGAAAGCCAGGGGUAUCGUGGCUUCACCAUUAGCCUCCUUCUGUCGCCUUUUUUUCUCGCAGAUAAGAAGCUGUUCAGCUCUUUCAGACUCAUCAGUUAAGCCAGUGAUUGCAGCCAAGGAACCUUUUCCAGUGGACUUAACAGCAGAGAAACGAUACGCUUGGUGUGCUUGUGGACACAGCCAAAAGCAGCCCUUCUGUGAUGGAACCCAUAAGAAAAGUGCCCCAGCAAUGUCUCCCCUGAGAUUCAUAGCUGAAGAAUCGAAAAAGGCCUGGUUAUGUGGGUGUAAAUACACCAAGAACCCUCCCUACUGUGAUGGUACCCAUAAAGAAGAUUUUGUGCAAAAGACUGACCUUCAUUCUCAGCCACAGGUAUAAUGGGAGACCGUUUGUGAAAAUGUGACAGAACUCAUUGGGAAAUCAGACCUGGGGCUAAUACUUGAAGACCUCCUACUGUGGAAACUUUAUUAAAGUGAAUGAAGAGCCAGAAGACCCUUGCAAAUUUGUAUUCAUGUUGGCAAAGGUUAGACAAGAACAUGAGCAUUAUAUCCUUGCCUUGGUGAAUCCGCACAGAGGGUGGGGGCCAGGGAGUAUUCUGUUUUUCACUUGCUUUAUCCCUACUCCUUUAAAAUCAAUCCUACUGCAAGUCUUCUAAUCUACUUGACAAUUUGUUACUAAUAAGAUAAGUGCUCAAAAAUUGAUUCCUUAGAACAAAUAUUUUACUUUGCUACCUAAGGGGCCACAGAGCCACAAGUACUCUCCUCUUUGUAGCCCUCAUCUCCCACUGACCAUGGCUACUGAAACUGAUAGUACUUGCCCAGUGCCACUUUGAGACAUAGUUAAUAUCUGGAAUACUAAUUAAAAAGCAGGCAAGUCCUAUAAACUGAGCAGUAGCUAUAGCUGAACCAUGUUUUAUGGAACAUCUGUCCUGAGGUGAGGUAACCUUUAUUGCCACUUUUUUCUAUGAACACAAUGGCACACAUAAUUGUCAAGUACUAUUAAAAUGUUGCCCGUGUUAUAUUAGUAAAUAUUUACUAACAGGCAGAAUAAUGGAACUUUUAAUGCAUAUAACUUUGGGUACUUUGUAAUAAACAACCCAGUUUUACUUUUGAUUUUGACACCUUAAUGCAAACAUGAACAAUUACGUUCCCUCUGAGGAGAUACAAAUUUCCUUUUUCUCUUUUAAUUUUCCUCUCUAGUUCGGCAUUUUACCCCGAGCAAAGAUUGCUUCAUCUUCCAGGAUAUCACAUGCACUGCCUCAGAAUAGAAAAUUGCCAUUUUUGGCGCAAGUUAUCGUUUUUCUGCUGUGCUUAAGCAAUUACGCCAUCCGAGUAGGAGUCAGCUUGGUGGCGUCAUCUCUGCUGCAACUAAACUCUAACCUUGUCAGCAAUUCCUGUCUUAGGCAAUCACUUGCUUCUACCCAGGCGGCUCAGGUAUAAAAUAUUUCAAGAGAUCAGAGUUAGACUGCAUCACUGUCUAUAUAACUCCUAUAUGACUAGCCUAGCCUAAUAUUUGCAACUUCUCAAUUACUUAACAGCCUUGUGCUACAUGCUGUUGCUGUUCACAAAAGCCUCUAUACUCAGGAGAAUUUUGAGUAAAAGAAAGGCUGGCUCACAAGGAACAAGUUUUGAUCAACUUGCUCAUUCCAGGGUCUUCUUGUGAGCUCUAAAGAAAAAUCAAUUGCCCACCCCUGUUUUUAUUCCAUUUUCAAUACAUUCUAGAGUAGUUUGAAUUAAUUUGAAAGGAAAGUUGUUCCUUCAAGGAAAGAAACAAAAGAUAGAUCCCAUGCCACCUAGAAGAAGAAACAGGCUUAACAAGAGAAAGGGAGAGUGUAGGAACUUACAUCUGAAUGCCACUGAAGG